AUGGCAACAUCUAAAGAAUGGCAGAAGAUGCUCAACGGUGAGCUCUACUGGGCAUGGGACGCAGACCUGCAAGCCAACCGCCAGCGAUGCAAAGCAGCAUGCGACAAGUUCAAUCAAGCAGGUCAGGUAUCUCGACGUCGUAGGGUGGAACUAUGGAGAGAUAUUGUUGGUGACACUCGUCCUCUCCCCCCAGCCCUCUCCGAUGCCCAGGAAGACGAGAAGCUUUUCAACGAGACGGAUCCAUUUGUGGAUCCUCCGAUCUCUGUCGAUCACGGAUUGAACUUCAAAGUGGGAAAAGGCACAUUCCUCAACUUUAACCUUCUCGUGCUUGACACCUGCCUCGUUACAGUCGGCGAAAGGGUGCUUUUUGGUCCUAAUGUCUCUAUCUACGGCGCCAUCCAUCCCAUGGACCCCGCCGUGAGGAAUGGACUUGAAGGCCCUGAAGCUGGCAAGGAAGUGCACAUCGAAGAUGAUGUAUGGAUCGGAGGUAGUGUCAUAAUCCUCGCUGGGGUCACGAUCGGGCGUGGAUGCACCGUGGGAGCUGGAGCUGUUGUAACAAAGGCACGUGGAUCCGCACGACUCCGAGUACAAGACUAA
Aspergillus fijiensis CBS 313.89 is the source of this 597-nucleotide messenger RNA. Its product is annotated as sugar O-acetyltransferase. The transcript has 2 exons. The coding region runs from base 1 to 597 and encodes 198 amino acids. The record is from RefSeq and is a predicted model, not a curated record. Gene Ontology annotation, molecular function: acetyltransferase activity. Lineage: Eukaryota; Fungi; Ascomycota; Eurotiomycetes; Eurotiales; Aspergillaceae.